UCUCGAGGCAUGGGCGACUGGAGCUUCCUGGGCCGGCUGCUGGAGAAUGCCCAGGAGCAUUCCACGGUCAUCGGGAAGGUGUGGCUCACUGUGCUCUUCAUUUUCCGCAUCCUGGUGCUGGGGGCGGCAGCAGAGGAUGUGUGGGGAGAUGAGCAGUCUGACUUCACCUGUAACACCCAGCAGCCCGGCUGUGAGAAUGUGUGCUACGACCAGGCCUUCCCGAUCUCCCAUCUGCGCUUCUGGGUGCUACAGAUUGUCUUUGUGUCCACACCCACCCUCAUCUACCUGGGCCACGUGCUGCACCUGGUCAGGCUGGAGGAGGACCACCGGGAGCGGGGGGAGCACCUGCACAACGCCACCAGGUGCGUAGAGGAGGAGGAAGGACUGUUCACCAAUCACGAAGACACCAGAGGCAGAAACAAAAAUCCAUCAUUCAGGGAUGAACAUGGUACAAUCCGUCUGAGAGGAGCCCUAUUACGCACAUAUGUGUUCAAUAUCAUCUUUAAGACUAUAUUUGAGGUGGGCUUUGUGUUGGGACAGUACUUCCUGUACGGCUUCAAGCUGAAGCCUCUGUACAAGUGUGCCCGCUGGCCCUGCCCCAACACAGUGGACUGCUUCAUCUCCAGGCCCACGGAGAAGACCAUCUUCAUUGUCUUCAUGCUGGUGGUGGCCUGUGUGUCUCUGCUGCUCAACCUGCUGGAAAUCUAUCACCUGGGCUGGAAGAAGCUGAAGCAGGGGAUGACCAGUGCCUUGGCUUCAGAUCAGGAGUCCACACAGACUCACAGUGUUGGGGUGGAGGUCUCCAGAACUCCCCUUCAAAACCUAAACUUUCCCCCAAACUACGCAGCAGUGACAACCAACAGUGCGAGCUUCCUGCCUGCCCUAGUGGAGCAGCCACCCCCAUCCACACACUUCUACAUCAGCAACAACAACAACCACACUUUGGCCACUCAGCAGAACUGGGUCAAUCUGGCCACGGAGCAGCAGACCAGGGACCUGCAGAGCCACUGGCUCCCCUCCUCCUGCAGUGUGGGGGUCCCUCCUCCUGGGGGCGUAGUGAGGCCAGAAGACAGGAGCACAGAUGAACGCUGCCUGAGUCAGGCCAGCGGGGGCAGCAGUGGGAGAGCACGUCCAGACGACCUGGCUGUCUGAAUGCUCUCCCCGCAGGCCAGG
Messenger RNA from Periophthalmus magnuspinnatus, 1173 nucleotides. RefSeq names its product gap junction protein, alpha 3 (gene gja3). NCBI's taxonomy places the organism in Eukaryota, Metazoa, Chordata, Actinopteri, Gobiiformes, Gobiidae. Gene Ontology annotation, cellular component: connexin complex. The coding region runs from base 10 to 1152 and encodes 380 amino acids. The transcript has a single exon. Gene Ontology annotation, biological process: cell communication. The record is from RefSeq and is a predicted model, not a curated record.